AGGAAGUAACUCGCACAAGCGCGUCUGCUACAGCCUUGCGAAGCAGCAGGGAGAAGCGGGGCUGUGACAGGGGCAAAAAACACCAACUGUUACUAGAAAAUCGCAAAAAAAGAAGAUGGCGGACUUGGAGGCGGUGCUGGCUGAUGUCAGCUAUCUGAUGGCGAUGGAAAAAAGUAAAUCUACCCCGGCGGCCCGGGCUAGCAAAAAAAUCAUAUUGCCGGAACCCAGCAUUCGCAGCGUGAUGCAGAAAUACCUGGAGGAGAGGGAUGAACUGACCUUCGAUAAGAUCUUCAACCAGAAAAUCGGGUUCCUGCUCUUCAAAGAUUACUGUAUGACAGAGAUUGAUGAGGCGAUCCCGCAGCUCAAGUUCUACGAGGAGAUAAAGGAAUAUGAGAAGCUGGACUCCGAAGAGGACCGCCAGUGUAGAAGCCGACAGAUUUAUGAUAAAUACAUCAUGAAAGAGCUGCUGUCCUGCUCCCAUCCCUUUUCAAAGAAAGCUGUAGACCACGUGCAAACUCACCUGGCCAAGAAGCAGGUGCCCCCCACACUAUUUCAGCCGUACAUAGAAGAGAUCUGUGACAGUCUACGGGGGAAGAUAUUUCAGAAGUUCAUAGAGAGGUUUGUACAGGGUUAGGUAAAGAGUAAAGAA
Messenger RNA from Polyodon spathula (Mississippi paddlefish), 649 nucleotides. Its product is annotated as beta-adrenergic receptor kinase 2-like. Gene Ontology annotation, molecular function: G protein-coupled receptor binding; G protein-coupled receptor kinase activity. Bases 116 to 634 code for a protein of 172 amino acids. Gene Ontology annotation, biological process: regulation of signal transduction; G protein-coupled receptor signaling pathway; protein phosphorylation. The record is from RefSeq and is a predicted model, not a curated record. The transcript is spliced from 7 exons. Lineage: Eukaryota; Metazoa; Chordata; Actinopteri; Acipenseriformes; Polyodontidae.